CUGACUGGUUGUGGUUUUUAUUUUGGUGUGUCUGUGCUGUUCUCCACAUCUGUUUAUUGUUUAGAGAUUUGCAUUUAAAGUGUCGGCCACCGCAAACCACUCACAAUGGGCUGCACCACUGCCUGUAUGAAGUGUUUUCUUAACAUACUCACUACUCUGAAUGCGCUCUUUGGCCUUCUGCUGAUAGGGAUAGCCUCAAUGAGUAUGGGCCAAGCACCUACCACAUAUAUAAUCUAUUUGUAUGCCUUUGGUGGUAUGCUCUUUGUAUCAUCUAUUAUCGGCUGCUGUGGCAUCUGCCGGGAGAGUGUGUGGUUGACCGCAACGUAUGGCUUUAUAUUGUUGGUCAUAAUGAUGGUGCAACUUCUUAGCGUCUUUGCCACUAUUUUCGAUGAGGAGUACAUCAAGAAAUAUGCAGCUGAGAAAGUUCAAAAUAGCUGGAAUUUGGAGUUAGUGCAACCAGGUGCCAUGAAUUAUAUAGAAACCAUGUAUAUGUGCUGCGGACGAAAUGAGCCCGAAGAUCAUUUUACCAUUAAGGGAGGUGUAGAAUGGCCCAGCAGUUGCUAUCCGGGUAACAAUACUAGUUUGCCACACUAUGGCAAAGGUUGCACCAAGGCUGUUACGGAUGAGUUACUUGUUUUGUAUAACUACUCCAGUGAUACCAGAUGGGUGUCGUUUGUCUCUACAGCUCUGAUGUUCAUCUGUACUUUCUGUUUGAUGAGACGUUUCCAGAACGACCGAAGACGCUAUCGUUAUUGAAUGUGAUCUUCCAUUUUUUAUUUAACAAGCUCAAUCAACGAAUUUAUUUUGGGUUUAAUAAACUUUACAAUAAAAACGAAAA
Molecule: messenger RNA, 838 nt
Organism: Drosophila willistoni
Lineage: Eukaryota; Metazoa; Arthropoda; Insecta; Diptera; Drosophilidae
Product: tetraspanin-18
Exons: 5
Coding region: 106-756 (216 amino acids)
Cellular component (GO): membrane
Source: RefSeq, a predicted model, not a curated record